AUGAGCAGAGAAGAAACACAAUCAUUAUCACCUAACCUGGCAGGCAGCAUAACGAUCAUUAACGAGGAAGCCACAGUCAAUGAAGAUGAAGUGUCACAAUCAAUUAUAACCAAUACUCCUUCAGAGACGUCUACUGAUGCCGUCUUGUUCCAAACACCGGAUCGAGCCUCUUCACCAUGUAUUUUGGUGCGAUUAAGUGAGUUUUAGUUUUUAUACAAUGGAACUUAAUGGGUAACUGGACACACUGGCAGAUAUAGUUUCGCUAUUUGAAAAGGGAGUUCUGCCAUUUGAAAAGCGAGUUUAGACUUUCCAAAGUCCGCGGUUCGUGGUUCCGUCUUUCUCAAGCGCUCCCUUCUUGUUACGUGCGGUCCCUAGCGAGCGACUUGGGCAAGUCUAAAGCGAGUUUUGCCAUUUGAAAAGGGAGUUCUGCCAUUUGAAAAGGGAGUUUUGCCAUUUGAAAAUGGAGUUCUGCUAUUUGAAAAGGGAGUUUUGCUAUUUGAAAAGGCAGUUUUGCUAUUUGAAAAGGGAGUUCUGCUAUUUAAAAAGGGAGUUUUGCUAUUUGAAAAGGGAGUUCUGCUAUUUAAAAAGGGAGUUCUGCUACUUAAAAAGGGAGUUCUGCUAUUUAAAAAGGGUGUUUUGCUAUUUGAAGCUACAUAUAUUAGAGAGGCGUCUGUAUUAGAGAGAUAUCUGUAUUAGAGAGGUGUCUGUAUUAGGGAGAUGUCUGUUUUAGAGAGACACCUGAAAAAGACAGAUAUCUGUAUUAGAGAGGUGUCUGUAUUAGAGAGAUAUCUGUAUUAGAUAGAUAUCUGUAUUAGAUAGAUAUCUGUAUUAGAGAGAUAUCUGUAUUAGAGAGAUGUCUGUAUUAGAGAGGUGUCUGUAUUAGAGAGAUAUCUGUAUUAGAGAGGUGUCUGUAUUAGAGAGAUAUCUGUAUUAGAGAGAUAUCUGUAUUAGGGAGAUGUCUGUUUUAGAGAGACACCUGAAAAAGACAGAUAUCUGUAUUAGAGAGGUGUCUGUAUUAGAGAGAUAUCUGUAUUAGAUAGAUAUCUGUAUUAGAUAGAUAUUUGUAUUAGAGAGAUAUCUGUAUUAGAGAGAUGUCUGUAUUAGAGAGGUGUCUGUAUUAGAGAGAUAUCUGUAUUAGAGAGAUGUCUGUAUUAGAGAGAUAUCUGUAUUAGAGAGAUAUCUGUAUUAGAGAGAUGUCUGUAUUAGACAGAUAUCUGUAUUAGAGAGGUGUCUGUAUUAGGGAGAUAUCUGUAUUAGAUAGAUAUCUGUAUUAGAGAGAUAUCUGUAUUAGAGAGGUGUCUGUAUUAGAGAGAUAUCUGUAUUAGAGAGAUAUCUGUAUUAGAGAGACAUCUGUAUUAGAGAGGUGUCUGUAUUAGAGAGGUGUCUGUAUUAGAGAGAUGUCUGUAUUAGAGAGGUGUCUGUAUUAGAGAGAUAUCUGUAUUAGAGAGGUGUCUGUAUUAGGGAGAUAUCUGUAUUAGAGAGAUGUCUGUAAGAUGUUUGUUACUAAUAUGAUUUAUGCUUUAUUUCAGAUGAAGAAAACGACAGUGUGACCUUCAUUCCUUACCCCGCAAUAUAUCAGGAUGGAAAACAAACCUUCUUACCUGAGACAAGCAUGGUCGCUCGUGUUGUUGAAGUGGAAAGAUCUUCUGUUUUCAAUCAUCCUUUUAACCCAAACCUGUAAGUCGACAUUUUUCUUUAUAACAGACAGAUUUAGAAAACACGAUCCAAACUGAUGAAAGACGCGCCUUCAAAACAAAGAAAUAUUUCAUGCAAAACAAAAAGCUUGAAUAAUUUGUGGUCCCAGGGGUAUUCUCAACAACGUUGUCAUCCUGAACACAACGCUAAGAUUUUAAGAUAGGUAACUUGUCAACAAGAUGAGCUAGUAUUUCGAAGGUCGUAGGUUCGAAUCCCACCGUGGCCCGGCAAUUUUUCAAGCCUGCCAGGUGUGGAUAUACACUCAGAGUAACAUCACAAGCAUCAUAUUCACCUGAGUACAUUACACCAACACAACAAAUAUCAACUUAAGUUCUUUGAAUGUUUGCAUGGCGAUAAAAUAUAAUUGUUUUUGUUUGUGGAAACACCACGUAAAUUUAUUACUGCAAAGCUUUCGAUCCGUAAGCCCGGAUCUUCAUCAGUGCUAAUAAUAUGUAAUAAUUUCAUUAUUAUUAUUACUCAUAUUAUUAGCACUGAUGAAGAUCCGGGCUUACGGAUCGAAAGCUUUGCAGUAGUAAAUCUACGUGGUGUUUCCACAAACAAAAACAAUUAAAUAUCAACUUGUCAACAAGCUGGCAACAAGCAGUGCGAACACAUCCUGUUGACAAGUUGUUGGAACAAAUUGUUACAAGUCUGCUGCACGUCACAUGCAAUUUUGUACAGUCUGAAGCUAUAAUGAAAUUCAUCUUCAAUUGUAUAGUUACGUGAUUGAACUGCAACACGGAAAGUUUUCAUGGCGAAUCAAGAAACGAUAUCAUCACUUCCACAAGUUAGAUGCAGAACUGCUUUUUCACCGCGCAAAGAAAGCUGGCGUCCGCCAUUCGGAUGAUCCUGGUCGACUGUCGUUUGCGCCAGCCAUCUUGCUUCAGCAUAGAGACGAACGACUGCGUGCCAUAGAAACUUAUAUUCAAGAUAUUCUGGACAAGAAAGGCUACCAAAAAAGUCGAAAACUUCAGGAAUUCUUCGAAAUCAGUCGAGUGUCGUUUGUCAAAGAUCUUGGUGUAAAACGCAGGUUAGUUUACCCGUUUAGUUGGCCAAUAGCGCAAUAUUUUAUUAUUUUACUCUAUCUAACGCCAGAUGAUUUUAAUCGUCAAGGAAACAGCGUUGCGCAUUAAUGAGUUAACAAAACUAUCUGCCAAAGUGGAAGUCUCUAGUUAACCCAUUAAGCUGGAAUGCGAAAUGCAUCCUGCUUCACUAUUUUACUCAGUCUAAAAUCCGACAAUUUUACUCGUCAAGAGUGACAUUAAUGGGUUAACCGAACUAUUGUUAUUUUCAUUUUUAUUAUAAUAUUACACACUAUAUUUUACAUCACGCCAGCCCCGACAACUACAGUACAAAAGUUUGAUGCUAUCUGGCAUUAUGUCUAGUUAACCCAUUAAGCUGCAAUGCGUCUAAAUACGCCCUACUUUAUUAGGGACCGAUCAUUAUCUAUGGUGGAGGGUGGCACCGAAGAGAAAUGUUUUUCGUGGAAAAAAUUUUGCUGACCCAACCACUGAAAAGUCAAAACAUUUGAUUACCCAACCUCGAAUAUCAAUUAAAAAAUAACUAUACCCACCCCUGACAAAAAAUGUUCAAAAGGAUACAGUACCAUUCAGUUAUCACACAUGUUCUUUAUCACUUCUGUGACAUGAGUUUUAUAACGGCUUCUGAAAGUUUCUGCAUUCAUACUGUCUGCACAUGUACUUUCUUUGGACACACCAUUUGUCUCCCAACAAAUCGGAAAACGAUCAAGAUAAUGACUCUGAUCACAGUUUAUAGAAAUGCUCUGAUUGAUUCACAUAUUUUAUUUUCAUAUGACUGCUGGCAUCCUUUACCAAACUGUCUGCCAUUGCUUUGUGUGAAUCAAAUCUUCAUCUUCCAGGGAAGGAGUAUUGCUGAAGCGUUCUGGAGGUCACGUGUCUCCUCAUUUGGCUAA
This is a messenger RNA of Paramuricea clavata, 3628 nucleotides long. The record is from the annotation of a GenBank genome assembly. Lineage: Eukaryota; Metazoa; Cnidaria; Anthozoa; Malacalcyonacea; Plexauridae.